GGUGAAAGCUCCGACAGUGAGAUUGAAGCUCUACGUGGAAGAGUUUUUCGACGAGAUUUACCACACAGCGGAAAUAUGUUGCGGCGACGAGCAAAAAAAGAAACGUAAGGAAGACGAAAGAUCGCUGGAGCGGGACAGGAGGGGUAGGGCGAAUUUUUUAGAAACCGGACGUCUUGUGGCUUCGCGGGACAGGGGUAGGGCGGAUUUUUUAGAAACCGGACGUCUUGUGGCUUCGUGUGAACUUGCGAAUGCGUUUGAGAACGAAGACUGGACGCGGACAAAAGUAUCGCUGUCUCACCUUUUGAUGUGCAAGAUCAUCCUUAUUUAUGGAAGCAACUACCUAGAGUUUUCCAGCUGAUGAGUAAAAACUUUGAUGUAAAAAUGCUUCUUUUAGAGGACUUAAUCACAUGGUCAUGGACAAUAUGAUCCAGAAGAAGCCGCUUCAGAAGAUUUUUACGUCUAAGUGAAGCAGCCACAAUCGCAGCCAGUCGACGUCUUGAGGGCGCUUGUCAUGGUUCACUGGCAGAUGCAGGUAAAUUUGCAGGGGCUAGAUGCAAAGCAUGCUGACGCGCUAUGCUUGUUCCAGUUCCUGCGCGGGGUUUUCACUUUGCUGCCUCGGAUUGUGACCCUAGUUGAAGCCUCGGUGAAGGCACUUAUUAUGGCAUGCUGACUCUUACCACAAUUUGAGACAUUUGCUAAGUAUCUACUACGCGGCAUAAGAGAUGAAAAAGUCAUGCACAGCUAUUUAAGUAACUUAAAUUAUUUUCAUGAUUAACUUUCACCAUUUUCAAAGUUGAGCAUUCAUUGACAGCGAAAGUGGGGAGAGUGGACACGAACUGACUGAAGAUACUAGUACUAUGCAGAAGGAGCACGACGAUGCAAGGGUGGUAUAUUCUCCUGCUUUAGCGCCUUCUAGUGUAGCUGCCUCCUCCACCACCCCUGGUUCUGGAGGUGAAAAGAAGGAUAGCUUUCUGGUAGAAAUCACUUCCGGCUUCACGAAGCAUCAAGUGGACAAAGCAUUACCGGAGUUAGGAUUGCGAGUCUUGUGUGGUGUCGUAUGCUGCGUCCUCGGUUAUGUCUACCAUCCCAGUCGGAUCGGUUAUGUCCGCCAUCCCAGGCUGCACUUGGGCGGUCGUCGCUACCGGCAAGGCGUAUUGGGCGACGCCUUUAUUUCUGCUUGUAAUGGUAUCGUGAGUGCGUCACGUGUGAAAAAUCUAGAUGGGCUUUUAAGUAGUGACGUUCUUUUUAGACCACGUUUAUUUGGCACAGAGCAAGAAGAUGGCGGCUUACUUUCACGACCUUUUUCACUUCUAGUGGCAACCUUUCGGAGAGUGAUUAUUUAUUGCACGGCUUGGGACUGGGCUGAAGCGUACGAGGACCUGAGUCGGUAUGUGCGUCCGAGGAGCCAGUCUAAAAAAUUUGAAAAAAGUUUUUGGAGGAAAGAUUCCUCCAACGGAAGGCCGUUAGAUGAACUAUUGCCAGGGCAUUAUCAUUACGGUCACCUUUCGCUCGUUUAGAACCCAUACCCAUCUGUCGGAGCUUCUAAGGCACUGCUUGGAGACGGUUACUUUGUUAAGACAAAGAUUAGCGUGGUGGAAACGGUUCUUUCCGCUUGGGAGCGGUUGGCAGGUUCUUCAGGAUGGGCUCUGGGUUCCAAAAGAGAUUGUGGGCCUUUCUAAUAUUGACGCUUCUUUUUGAUGGACCACGUCGAUAGCCUUACCACUCCAUUUGAGUAUGACACAGGCAAGGGCUUGCUGUAUCGCGAUAUUUUGCCUGGUGUGGAUGCGAAAGGACUCCAUCACGAUGUCCUUGCUGCUAUUCUGAAGAUCUUGGGCGGAGCAAGUUGGACGAGAACAGAGGAGGAGAGCCGGCAAGUGCUUUCGUUUUUUGUUGAAGUUUUGCAUGCGUACAAUGUAUGGCUACAAAGAAACCUUGGUCCCUCACAAAGAAGUUCUGACCUACUGUCGUGGUGCCGCUUGGGGUACCUCUGAUAAGUAAUGAUGAAACCACGACAGGACUAGAUUCAGACGCGACAGAAGAUCAAGGAAUUUUUUUUUACCAUUCUCUUUUUCAUACAAUUUUGAACCGGUGACAUUUGAAUCGUCGUGGCUCCCAAGAAAUAUGUCUCGUCGAGAUGUGGGAGCAGGGCUAGCGGUGUCUUCCGUGACGUGUGCCCUCUUGGGCGAAAUAAUGCGUGCUUUAGGACCUCAUUGCCUCCUGGACGAAAGAGGGCAAGGACUACUUGAAAAAGAAGAGGAAGGGCAACAAGACGAAGAAGAAAUGAUCGCCAAUGAAGAGGACAAGAUCACAUUAAACGAAGAGCCUUUACUCCAUAAGCCUACCUCAGUUGAUCGCGCGACACAGGACGAAGGAAAAGUAGACGAAAAUGCCGCAAAAUUUCUACGGAGCAAACUAUGCCGAGAAGAGGCGUCCAUCAGAGCCCUGCUGCACAUCAUACAUGAUUGUGAAACCGUUUCUAACAGUGCUACAACAAGCGGGAGAGACCAAAAAGCUUUGGCUUGCGCUCGAACCUGCCAGCAGCGCGCGAGCGUUAUUUUGCGUCAUGUUCUUUGCUUUGGAGGAGAAGAAAAGGGCGAAGGGGGUGGAGGAAGUGACCGAGCGCUAGCGUGGAAGUGCCUGGUGAAGGUUUGCGUACGCGACGGGGCUUUCUUUUGUAUUAACAGUGUGCGGCGCGCUUUUAGGAAGUUUUUUUGGAGUCGGUACUGCAUUCCCUACGUGACAGGGCUCAUUGGCAUACUCGUCGUUUUCGUCAUCUUGGCCUUCUUUUUGCCUCUUGGGUUUACUUUUGUCUUCUUCGGUGAGCUUUUUGGGUUCGGUUCGGAGGAGGGUACAGUGAGCCUCAGUCGUGCCACCACCUUCAUCCGAGACAUCCCGAUCGCCUGGAGGAGAUGCACCGGGGACCUGUGGCACAGCUACAAAUUACGAGCUUCGACAUCACAUCCUUCACUGACAUGCUUGACCUCGGUCCAAGUGCUGCAAAAUCGGUCAAGAAUGUUGUGAAGAGUGUAAUGCUGUAACCUUUAAACAGAGAGACUUACCCUUACGAUAUUAAUUGUUGGCGCGGCUUCUAUAGAGCCCGCACACCCAUUCUGGGUUAUGAGGCGGUCGUCAGCAUCGAAGGCGAGGAUUGGCCAGGAAGCGGGCGCUUUGUCGCAGGAACCUUUUUUCGAUUGUGGCGGACGUGGAAAUCCAGUCAAAAAUUCGAAAAAAAUUCGGACACUCCACCUUGUCCUCCUCUGGUAUACAUCAUUUCAAACAGCAUAUCCAUUUCGUCGUUUGCCACUCCCACCGCGCUUCUGGCUCUACUACUGGGGCCGCUGUGCCUCUACGUGACGCAGUUUUCAUUUUUCGAAAAUAUUGUAGUGCUACUAGUGUGGUCUUGCUUUAAGCAGUGCUCUCAUAGAUUUUUCUGACGAAGAAUUCAUCGAUGCGUUAGACGUCAUCCAUGUGCUCGCGGUACCCGACAAGAUCUUUCAAUAUCUACUUCUUGGGAGGAGGAAGGGAAAGAAGUAGACCUAGCCGAUCCCCUUCGUGCUGAAGGUGGUGAUGCUGCUGCUUUGUUGGACCAAGCAGAUAAUCGACAACAGUCUUCAUCCCAUUGGCGUGACGGGGAAGGUGGAAGACAACGAGGAAAAAAGGCCACUUCUUCUAGGGAUGAUGCUGAUGCUGAUCUCUCGUCUACUAGUUCCUCAAAAGAGCGAUCUUCUAAGGAAAGACGUAAGAGUGGCAAUAGUACGUCGUCUAAAGGUGGUGGGACGGGGACCAAUUCCUCCUCAACAUCCAAGGAAAAAGCGAAUAGUACUGAGGACACUCCUGGUCAUGUUCAUGACGUUGGGGACACGAAAAAAGUGUUAAGGCUCAAAAAUACAAUUCAUUUCUACAACAACUCACUUUUCUCUGUUUUCUUCCUGAAAUCGUGAGAAAAUGAACCCGAGAAAUGAAUUGCUUGGGCUCUAAGAGUGCGUCAGAUUCACCGCGUGCACCGUGCGAACAGCAUCGAUUUGGUGAACUAUUACUUGCACAAUGUCGGUGAUUUGCAUACUACGAAUCUAGGAGGAGGAAGUGGGGCGUCUGGCUUGCCACCGAAAGGGUCACUCUUAACUGGUGACCGACCGUCCUUUGAAGAAGAAGAUGGCAUGAACAUUCUUGGAAGAAACAACCACUAUAUCAUGAAUGCAGCUCUUCCUUCAAAGAAUCAAGCACCAUACGCUGGAAUGCAGCAAGAACGGGCGCUACAGAGGAUGAUGGAGCACAUGCUAGGAGGCUUUCGAGAGCAGAUAGUAGCGGAUGUGCAACGAGUGAUGGCAGAAAAUCGUGCGGAAUAAUUAAAUACAUUUUACAGUAAGCAGCAAAGAAACAACACGCACACUGGAACAACAAGACUAAUUCUCGUCGCAGCAUGGUACUCAAAAUUUGAAAUUUAGACGAAGGUACAUGCCAGAGACAUUAUGAUUCGAAGUAUUUGAUUCAGUAUUCCUUGACCACUUUUUGAUUUAAAUUACUAGGAUAUAAUCUCAAUCUCUUAAGAAAGAAAUGACAUAAACUCGCGUGAUACAACGAACACAUCAAUGAACAUGGAUUGAAGAAUCUGGACGCUAUUCUUUCACAACGACACGCGAUAGCUUCUCUCUUGUGCAUGAUAUGAUUCAGCGAUUAGAAACGAAGUACUCUAUUUAAAGUACAUUAACAUAACAGCAAGCAAACCAGAAAGCACAAACUGAAUCACAGGCUUCGCCUUUCCGUAUCAAGUCAACUGCGUAUCUGCAUAGAUAGUAUAGACAAGUCACAGUGUCAAAAGAAGUAUCUGCAUAGUAAGUUUUCAAAGUGAGAAUGACGUAAAAAAGUAAGAGGAACAAAUACACUUGUGAAGAACUAAGCACACCUAUUUGUGCAGCGAUAUUCUUACGACGAAAAAUGCACCCCUGGCACACUCCGAUUCAAAAUUUCCCAGAGCUGAAAACACAAGUUACCAUACAAGCAGCCACAGUGCAGUAAUAGCCAAAAUGCAGUUCGAGAAAGUGAGCUGCAAAGUACUUUGACAUAUGAUCUAUCAUGCAUACAUGCUAAUGUUUCGUUUAGAAGUAGAAAAUACUAAUGCACUGGUAUCAUAGUCGAACAAGAUGAUCCCAAUAUGAGCCUUCUCUUCCUCGUAGCAAAUAACAUGUAACUGUGACAGUAUUUUUACCAAGCCAUGAUAAUAACAUUUUUGAGUAGGUUAUCAAGACGAGUUAUUUGCCACAAACAGUCAACGUGCUGCCGAGCGCUGGGCCCUUCGAUGUGUUUUGAGAGCGCCGAGUUACGACGGGCAAAAGAGUACUACGAGUAGGAACGAAAAUUUCAACGAACAAUGUCAUUGUGCGUUAUGUAGUUCAACGAUGAAUGUCAUUGCGCGUCAUAUUGAGCGUGAGUUAAUGUCAUUGCGCGUUACAAUUGAACUUGAGUGAUGCUGCUAUCUGUUGAGGUGAGCGAUGCUGCCAUCUGUUGAGGUGACUGAUUGACGCUGUCUGGAACCUGUUGUGUGGUGAUGUGAAGCUCUCAAUUGAAGGCUUCUUGGAGUUGAAUUCUCCACGAGAGUUUCAUCGGAGUGUCUCUCUAUCUGUGCGUGUUAUUUUCGCCCCAUGUACUAAUGAAUUUCCAGUGCCCUAGGGCCCUUUUGAUAUAAUGAAGAUCGCCCGGAACACCUUACCUCAUGCGUAGAAAAGGAGCAUAAGUAAUCCCUUUGAUAUAUCAAUAGUUACUUUUAUGAUAUCUGCUAGAGAACAUGUACAAGUACAGUAAUCGGAAAUCAUUGAAUCGCUUCCAUAUCCUAUCAUCCCCGCUUUCUAGGUAGUUGUUCAAGAAAUUGACAUUCUACUUGUUUUUGGUGAAUCGAAGACACGACAGCAACAGCUUAAAUCUGCUUGACAUUCUGCUUGUUUUUGUUGAAUCGAAGACACGACAGCAACAGUUUUCCUAUUUCUGGCUUUCUGAAUUGGGAAAAGCAUGUCAUUGAUCUACUGCUGACUACAACUCUACUUGUAGCUCAAAAUGAAAAACUAGCAUCUACUGAUAUUUUUACUUCCAUCCAAUGCUAAUGCGAGAUUUGUUUUUAGGAUAAUAAAUUCCAAAAUGUUGAGUUCGACUCCAUCAAGUCCCCCACAAUCAGACUGCUCCCGUGGGAAACCACCGAGAGUGCGGGUUGAUGUGUACAUGCUUUCCGGGGAGUGCAAGAGUUUUGAGGUGGAAGGUAAAGUCUCUACGAAAGCAGGGUCGUCAUGGUUCUUCGUCACGUCACUUGACGAUCUAAAGGGACGGAUCGAAGAAGCGACGUGGGUGCACCGCGAGCAGCAACUGAUUCUUGAUAUAUGGAUGAGAAGUCUGUUCUUUCUUGUUUUUCGUAUCCUAAUGUUUUUAACGCAGGUGGAUUAACAUUUUAUUUUGCGCUGGAGGAUUAACAUUUUAUUUUGCGCUCAUUCCCCCAUUCUUUUUAAUGCAGUCUCAGUCCUCUGUCAUCAGUUUGAAUGUUGUGAGCCUUCGACUUUUCACUAUACGCUUAUUUUUUCUCUGCAGAAAGAAAGUGGUGGAGAAAAAAUACUUAUACUUAUAGAAAACAACUAGAACAUCUUCGUUCAUAGACGGACGCAGGGGAGCCAGUCGAUUGUGACGAGUCAGUAAGGCGUUUGUUUAACGAAGAAACAACUACAGAUGCCCCGCCAAGCUCGUCCGUUCUUUCGCUACCGUCUUCCGAUACGGGCAGUUCUUCGUCGUACUGGCCUCCGGAAAUUAGAAAAGGUGUCGAGCUGACGUUGUGCGUUACUACCAGAAAUUCGAAAGAAGGUGAAGGACGUACAAAACGUGGUCGCAGAAGGUUGUCUGGUAGAAGGUUUAGGCUUUGUGAAAUGUUGUUAGAAAACCAGGACUUCUUCAACACGAAGAUAAUGGAUGAGGUGAAAGCUCCGACAGUGAGAUUGAAGCUCUACGUGGAAGAGUUUUUCGACGAGAUUUACCACACAGCGGAAAUAUGUUGCGGCGACGAGCAAAAAAAGAAACGUAAGGAAGACGAAAGAUCGCUGGAGCGGGACAGGAGGGGUAGGGCGAAUUUUUUAGAAACCGGACGUCUUGUGGCUUCGCGGGACAGGGGUAGGGCGGAUUUUUUAGAAACCGGACGUCUUGUGGCUUCGUGUGAACUUGCGAAUGCGUUUGAGAACGAAGACUGGACGCGGACAAAAGUAUCGCUGUCUCACCUUUUGAUGUGCAAGAUCAUCCUUAUUUAUGGAAGCAACUACCUAGAGUUUUCCAGCUGAUGAGUAAAAACUUUGAUGUAAAAAUGCUUCUUUUAGAGGACUUAAUCACAUGGUCAUGGACAAUAUGAUCCAGAAGAAGCCGCUUCAGAAGAUUUUUACGUCUAAGUGAAGCAGCCACAAUCGCAGCCAGUCGACGUCUUGAGGGCGCUUGUCAUGGUUCACUGGCAGAUGCAGGUAAAUUUGCAGGGGCUAGAUGCAAAGCAUGCUGACGCGCUAUGCUUGUUCCAGUUCCUGCGCGGGGUUUUCACUUUGCUGCCUCGGAUUGUGACCCUAGUUGAAGCCUCGGUGAAGGCACUUAUUAUGGCAUGCUGACUCUUACCACAAUUUGAGACAUUUGCUAAGUAUCUACUACGCGGCAUAAGAGAUGAAAAAGUCAUGCACAGCUAUUUAAGUAACUUAAAUUAUUUUCAUGAUUAACUUUCACCAUUUUCAAAGUUGAGCAUUCAUUGACAGCGAAAGUGGGGAGAGUGGACACGAACUGACUGAAGAUACUAGUACUAUGCAGAAGGAGCACGACGAUGCAAGGGUGGUAUAUUCUCCUGCUUUAGCGCCUUCUAGUGUAGCUGCCUCCCUCACCACCCCUGGUUCUGGAGGUGAAAAGAAGGAUAGCUUUCUGGUAGAAAUCACUUCCGGCUUCACGAAGCAUCAAGUGGACAAAGCAUUACCGGAGUUAGGAUUGCGAGUCUUGUGUGGUGUCGUAUGCUGCGUCCUCGGUUAUGUCCACCAUCCCAGUCGGAUCGGUUAUGUCCGCCAUCCCAGGCGGCACUUGGGCGGUCGUCGCUACCGGCAAGGCGUAUUGGGCGACGCCUUUAUUUCUGCUUGUAAUGGUAUCGUGAGUGCGUCACGUGUGAAAAAUCUAGAUGGGCUUUUAAGUAGUGACGUUCUUUUUAGACCACGUUUAUUUGGCACAGAGCAAGAAGAUGGCGGCUUACUUUCACGACCUUUUUCACUUCUAGUGGCAACCUUUCGGAGAGUGAUUAUUUAUUGCACGGCUUGGGACUGGGCUGAAGCGUACGAGGACCUGAGUCGGUAUGUGCGUCCGAGGAGCCAGUCUAAAAAAUUUGAAAAAAGUUUUUGGAGGAAAGAUUCCUCCAACGGAAGGCCGUUAGAUGAACUAUUGCCAGGGCAUUAUCAUUACGGUCACCUUUCGCUCGUUUAGAACCCAUACCCAUCUGUCGGAGCUUCUAAGGCACUGCUUGGAGACGGUUACUUUGUUAAGACAAAGAUUAGCGUGGUGGAAACGGUUCUUUCCGCUUGGGAGCGGUUGGCAGGUUCUACAGGAUGGGCUCUGGGUUCCAAAAGAGAUUGUGGGCCUUUCUAAUAUUGACGCUUCUUUUUGAUGGACCACGUCGAUAGCCUUACCACUCCAUUUGAGUAUGACACAGGCAAGGGCUUGCUGUAUCGCGAUAUUUUGCCUGGUGUGGAUGCGAAAGGACUCCAUCACGAUGUCCUUGCUGCUAUUCUGAAGAUCUUGGGCGGAGCAAGUUGGACGAGAACAGAGGAGGAGAGCCGGCAAGUGCUUUCGUUUUUUGUUGAAGUUUUGCAUGCGUACAAUGUAUGGCUACAAAGAAACCUUGGUCCCUCACAAAGAAGUUCUGACCUACUGUCGUGGUGCCGCUUGGGGUACCUCUGAUAAGUAAUGAUGAAACCACGACAGGACUAGAUUCAGACGCGACAGAAGAUCAAGGAAUUUUUUUUUACCAUUCUCUUUUUCAUACAAUUUUGAACCGGUGACAUUUGAAUCGUCGUGGCUCCCAAGAAAUAUGUCUCGUCGAGAUGUGGGAGCAGGGCUAGCGGUGUCUUCCGUGACGUGUGCCCUCUUGGGCGAAAUAAUGCGUGCUUUAGGACCUCAUUGCCUCCUGGACGAAAGAGGGCAAGGACUACUUGAAAAAGAAGAGGAAGGGCAACAAGACGAAGAAGAAAUGAUCGCCAAUGAAGAGGACAAGAUCACAUUAAACGAAGAGCCUUUACUCCAUAAGCCUACCUCAGUUGAUCGCGCGACACAGGACGAAGGAAAAGUAGACGAAAAUGCCGCAAAAUUUCUACGGAGCAAACUAUGCCGAGAAGAGGCGUCCAUCAGAGCCCUGCUGCACAUCAUACAUGAUUGUGAAACCGUUUCUAACAGUGCUACAACAAGCGGGAGAGACCAAAAAGCUUUGGCUUGCGCUCGAACCUGCCAGCAGCGCGCGAGCGUUAUUUUGCGUCAUGUUCUUUGCUUUGGAGGAGAAGAAAAGGGCGAAGGGGGUGGAGGAAGUGACCGAGCGCUAGCGUGGAAGUGCCUGGUGAAGGUUUGCGUACGCGACGGGGCUUUCUUUUGUAUUAACAGUGUGCGGCGCGCUUUUAGGAAGUUUUUUUGGAGUCGGUACUGCAUUCCCUACGUGACAGGGCUCAUUGGCAUACUCGUCGUUUUCGUCAUCUUGGCCUUCUUUUUGCCUCUUGGGUUUACUUUUGUCUUCUUCGGUGAGCUUUUUGGGUUCGGUUCGGAGGAGGGUACAGUGAGCCUCAGUCGUGCCACCACCUUCAUCCGAGACAUCCCGAUCGCCUGGAGGAGAUGCACCGGGGACCUGUGGCACAGCUACAAAUUACGAGCUUCGACAUCACAUCCUUCACUGACAUGCUUGACCUCGGUCCAAGUGCUGCAAAAUCGGUCAAGAAUGUUGUGAAGAGUGUAAUGCUGUAACCUUUAAACAGAGAGACUUACCCUUACGAUAUUAAUUGUUGGCGCGGCUUCUAUAGAGCCCGCACACCCAUUCUGGGUUAUGAGGCGGUCGUCAGCAUCGAAGGCGAGGAUUGGCCAGGAAGCGGGCGCUUUGUCGCAGGAACCUUUUUUCGAUUGUGGCGGACGUGGAAAUCCAGUCAAAAAUUCGAAAAAAAUUCGGACACUCCACCUUGUCCUCCUCUGGUAUACAUCAUUUCAAACAGCAUAUCCAUUUCGUCGUUUGCCACUCCCACCGCGCUUCUGGCUCUACUACUGGGGCCGCUGUGCCUCUACGUGACGCAGUUUUCAUUUUUCGAAAAUAUUGUAGUGCUACUAGUGUGGUCUUGCUUUAAGCAGUGCUCUCAUAGAUUUUUCUGA
Messenger RNA from Amoebophrya sp. A25, 10380 nucleotides. Lineage: Eukaryota; Dinophyceae; Syndiniales; Amoebophryaceae. The record is from the annotation of a GenBank genome assembly.